This is a messenger RNA of Misgurnus anguillicaudatus (oriental weatherfish), 3572 nucleotides long. It is a transcript of the gene slc45a2, whose product is annotated as solute carrier family 45 member 2. The record is from RefSeq and is a predicted model, not a curated record. Gene Ontology annotation, cellular component: membrane. NCBI's taxonomy places the organism in Eukaryota, Metazoa, Chordata, Actinopteri, Cypriniformes, Cobitidae. Gene Ontology annotation, molecular function: sucrose:proton symporter activity.
UCAUUCAAGAAAAAAAUUCUCACUUCAUUGGCAGAUAUUUUUGCAUGUUUUAAGCACAAAUUAUUUUACUUAAAUUCGCUUAAAUUGUUUUUUUUUUGUCCAAAAACUACUUAUUUUCUUAGGUCAUUUUGCCCAUCAAGAAAAUACAUCUUGGUUUAAGAUUUUUUUUUAAUAUUUGUACUGAAAACAAGACAAAAAUACUAAGUAAGAAAGUCAUUUUGCAGUGUAGGAAUAUAUGUAAUUAAAACUUCUAUUUACCUUAAAACAAUACUUUGUUUUCUCAUCAUAACGUUCUGCAACCAUUUUCCUCUUUCGUUGGAUACAAAUCCUAUUAGGGAAACAGAGGAAUGCGUUAGAUAAAAAUAUUUCAUGACUACUCUAGCUUAAAAUCUGAUCUCAUUCAUGAAGCAAUGUGUGGAAUGUGACAAUUUAAUCCAUGUGGCACCAUCUGACAGGAUCUCUGUGAUCCAUUGCUUGGUGCAUAAUUUAAAGGGAUAGUUCACCCAAAAAUUUAAACUUUAUCAUAAUGUUUGAUUCCCCAAAGUCUUUGUUUCUUUGUUCUUCGGAAUCUAAAAAGAUUUUUUAAAGUGUUUUUAGGGCCUUCUGGUUACUGUGGGAGUGGAUGGUAACAUCUUUUAAAAUUUUAAAAAGUCACAAAGUGUUAAACGAGUAACUUCAUUCGAAAUGCCAAUGAAGCCAAAUGUUUUAAGUGCCCUGAAGGCAUAUGAAAGGGCAAGCUAAAAUAUAAUUUAUUAUUUGAUGAAUGCCUAUCUAUCAAUGCACAUUAAGGAUGUUUGCUUUGAAAUAAUUUGCUACAGUGGUAUUCACAAGAAAUUUGAAUAAAUGUCAAGACACUUAAAAUAAAUGACUUCAAAAUUACUUAUUUAUUUAAUAUUUCUUGUCUCGUUUGAAGCUUAAAGGCUUUACUGGUCUGCCUCUGUCACCAUCCACUCCUAUAGUAACCAGAAAACCACAACACUUUUUAAAAGCUCUCCAUUUGGGUUCUGAAGAGCAAAGAAAGACACUAGAGGUUCAAGCGACAUGAGGGUGUGUAAAUAAGGACAACGUUUUCAUUUUUGAAUAAACUAUCACUUCAAGAGAGACAAACUGAUGACUUAAAUAAUGUAAAAUGCUUUUUUAAAUGCAUUUAAUAGUUAAAAGUCUAGUACAGGCAAUGCUCAGCUGACUGGUACUUUGUGAUCCAUAGUUUGGUUUCUAUAAAGUUUCUUUGAUCUUAAGUUCAAUAGAAUGGCCUAACUGCAGCUCACAUGAUCUUUUAACAGACUUUUUGAAUGCCUCAUGUCAAACAUUGCAGAAAAGGUUAGUCAUGUGUAUGGAGAGAACGUAACACAGGCUGGGAAAGUCUUCGUCACAGGCGCCUUUUGAGUCUUCGACUCAACUGUAAAUACAUUGGGUUUGUCUGCCAGCCCCCUUAAAGCACAGUGGGUAUGAAUCACAUGGUACGUCACUUGAUUCACUAAAUGGCAAUCUCAAAACGUAAAGGCCACAAAAGAAUGCUUGUGAAGUCACAUGGCUGAGGCGGAUUUAGCCAUAUAACAUCUUCCCCCAAACACAAGUUUUCCUUUUUUGUUUGGUCGCUCUUUGCUGUUGAGUUAACUCUGAAUUGGUGAUGCUUGGUCUUGAACUUCUAACCUGUUCUUACUUUAAAUCCAGUAAGAAGGAAAAUAGCCACGACUUGUAAUCUGGGUCUCGUGCUUGACUUCAUCAGAGGCCUUUGGCAGCAGGGAGAAAACUUUCUUAAACCAAACUAGACCACCGCCUCUUUUUCAGUUCACGCUGUAAAUUGACUUGUGUUCAUUAUUGCUCAGCUAUGCAGUAGAAAUCAGAAGAUCCAAGCAAUCUAGCAGGCUUUUGGAGAACCAUGACUCUCCUAACCGAGGACCAGCCUUGCAGGUUUUCUGCACCGGAGAGCCCAGUUGCAUCUAUAGAGCACUACCCACAGGACUUGGGGUUGAAAGAGGACUAUGUGGACACUAUGGAACCAGCUGUGUUCAGAGUUGUCGAACCUCCAAAGAGGUCCAGAGGAAGGCUUAUCAUGCACGCCUUGGUUAUGUUCGGAAGGGAAUUCUGCUACGCCGUCGAGGCGGCAUUUGUUACGCCGGUGUUGCUGAGCGUUGGACUCCCAAAACGAUUGUACAGCUUGGUGUGGCUCAUAAGUCCUAUUUUGGGCUUCAUCCUGCAACCCGUUAUUGGCUCGGCAAGCGACUACUGUAGGUCCCGAUGGGGCCGCAGGCGACCAUACAUAUUGUUGCUGGCAAUUAUGAUGUUGGUGGGCUUAAGUUUAUUUCUAAACGGAGAUGCGGUGACAUCAGCUACGAUACAGGACAAAGAUGUUAAAAGGACGUGGGCCAUCGUUGUAGUCAUGUUUGGAGUGGUGAUGUUUGAUUUCUCUGCAGACUUUAUUGACGGACCCAUCAAAGCCUAUUUGUUUGAUGUGUGUUCUCAUCGAGAUAAAGAAAGAGGUCUGCAUUAUCAUGCCUUACUCACAGGUUUAGGUGGAGCUUUUGGAUACCUGAUCGGAGCCAUGGACUGGGGUCACUCUGCAUUGGGUCUCGUGCUCGGUUCGGAGUACCAAGUCAUCUAUUUUUUCUCAUCCUUGACCUGGGGCUUUUUCCUCACUAUGCAUCUUUUCAGCAUCCCGGAGAUACCACUGAGCAAAGACCACGGUUCAGACUCACCCAGCGCUCUCCUCCUGGAAGUUUCUCAUAACGACGGCUACGGCUCUGUAUCCAAAGAGCUGCCGCCUGAGCCUGAAAUAAGGCAGCGUUCCUUCUCUGCUCUCAGUGAAGCGAAUGCGGUUACGCCCAGUGCCAAGCAGCCUAACAGCGAGGUGCAGAAAAGGAUGACCCUGAAAUCUUUGCUGUCAGCCAUGAUUAGCAUGCCCAGCCAUUAUCGCUGUUUGUGCAUGAGUCAUUUGCUGGGCUGGACGGCCUUCCUGUGCAACAUGCUUUUCUUUACUGACUUCAUGGGACAGAUCGUGUAUAAGGGGAACCCAUAUGCCGAGCAUAAUUCAACCUCCUAUAUGACUUACGAGAGAGGAGUUGAGGUGGGCUGCUGGGGUUUGUGCAUCAACGCCGUCUCCUCUGCACUUUAUUCAUACGUGCAGAGGUUGCUCCUGCCAUACAUUGGUCUGAAGGGUCUGUACUUCCUUGGCUACUUUAUGUUCGGUUUGGGAACCGGUCUGAUCGGGCUGUUUCCAAAUAUCGUAGCCACCCUGUCGCUGUGCACCGUGUUUGGUGUAAUGUCCAGCACACUCUACACCAUCCCAUACAACCUCAUCUCGGAGUACCACAAACGGGAAGAGGAGCAAAGGAAAUUGACUGGUGAGGACACAGCUUUGGAGAGCCGUGGUACUGGCAUGGAUUGUGCAGCUCUUACCUGUAUGGUACAGUUGGCUCAGGUCAUAGUGGGAGCUGGACUCGGAGCACUGGUCAACCUGGCAGGCAGUGUCAUUGUAGUGGUGCUCUCUGCUUCAACAGUGUCUCUAUUCGGCUGCAUUUUUAUUGCUGUCUUUAUGUAAUGUAUGCAUUAAAGUUAUUACACUUUUCCCA